CCGCUGGGCGGGGUCCAGGGGCCACCUGGCCAUCGAGUCCCUCCCCCAGGAGCCCCUGCUGCACACGUGGCGCUGCUCAAGCAGGAGCUGGGAGCAGACUUCUCGCUGGCGGCGCCCUGCCUCCCGCCGGGCCGGCUCUGCGCACGGGGCGAGCGCUUCCGCGUGCCGGCGGCCCCGCCGGCCAGGUUCCAGGUGGAGGUGCGCGUGCAGAGCACCUCCUUCGGCUCCUUCGAGCAGUGGGUGGUCUUCGACUUUGGCCGCAGGCCGGCGCUGCUGCGGAAGCUGGUGCUGCGGCUGGGCCAGGCGCAGGGCCCGGGGCUCCCGGGGGGGGGGGGGGGGCCGGCACGCGGCCGCCCCGAGGCGCUGCAGCGCUGGCACGGCGGCAGCCGCCACGUGGUGCCUGGCGUGGAGCGGACCGCCGAGCAGGUGGCCCUGCUGGCCAAGUACAAGGUGCCUGACCCGGCCCUGGACUUCAGCCCCGGCGGCCUGGCCCCAGGUCCCAUCUCCCGCACCAACUACCGGCAGAGGGUGCACCAGUUUCUCUACGAGGAGGAAGCCGUUCGGCAGGAGCUGGUGGCCAAGCUGAACUUCCGGGGCCCGGGGCCCCUGAGGACAGUACUGGAGACGCCGGCCCUGGGCAUGGUCUUCCCGCCGCCGGAGGCCCUCUAGGCCGAGGUGCCCACGCCCUCCCCUCUGACGCCAGACACAGACCAGGGCUUUCUGCUGAGCCGGGCGGUCCGCACCGCCCUGGUGGCCCCCGUGCCCGCCCCUGACGACACGGUGUUCGAAGCGCGGCUGGAGGCCCAGGCCGGCUCGGAGAGGGCGCUGUGGCUCUGCUGCGCGGCCCUGGGUCUGCAGCCCGACACCAGCCCCGUCCUGGAGGUGCAGUUCCAGGCCGACCCGCUGACCUUCCGCUUCUGGCACCAGGCGGUGGACGCGCCGCCUGAGGAGCGCCUGGUGCUGCCCCACCUGCCGGCCUGUGAGCUGCCGCGCCCCCUGCCCGCCCUGCCCGUGCUGCGCGGCAACCAGAAGCAGAAGUUGGCGGUGGCGUUCGUCGCGGGCAGCAGCCCCAGGGGCGUGCGGCCCGUCGCCCUGCUGCUGCUCUACGGCCCUUUCGGCACCGGCAAGACCUACACGCUGGCCGCGGCCUCCCUGGAGGUCAUCCGGCAGCCGCACACCAAGGUGCUCAUCUGCACGCACACCAACGGUGCGGCCGACAUCUACAUCGAGGAGCAUUUCCAUGGCCACGUCAGCAGCGGCCACCCUGAGGCCACCCCGCUGCGGGUGAUGUACACGGACCGCCCACCCAGCCAGACGGACGCGGCCACGCUGCGGUACUGCUGCCUGACGGAGGACGGCCGGGCCUUCCGCCUCCCAACGCGGGCGGAGCUGGAGAGGCACCGCAUCGUCAUCACCACCACCUCCCAGGCCCGCGAGCUCAGGGUGCCUGCCGGCUUCUUCUCGCACAUCCUCAUCGACGAGGCCGCCCAGAUGCUGGAGUGCGAGGCCCUCACCCCGCUGCGCUACGCCACGCCCCGCACCCGCGUGGUGCUGGCCGGCGACCACAUGCAGGUCGCGCCCAAGCUCUUCAGCGUGGCCCCGGCCAGGGCCCAGGCGGCCGGGCACACGCUGCUGUACCGCCUCUUCCAGCACUACCAGCAGGAGGCGCACGAGGUGGCCCGGCGCAGCCGCGUCAUCUUCCACCAGAACUACCGCAGCACCGAGGCCAUCCUCAGCUUCGUCUCGCGUCACUUCUACGUGGCCAAGGGCAGCCCCAUCCACGCCAGUGGCAAGGUUCCUCGCCACCCCCAGCACUACCCGCUCGCGUUCUGCCACGUGGCGGGCAACCCUGAGCGUGACGUGUCAAGGACGUCCUGGCUCAACACAGCCGAGAUUGCCCAGGUCAUCGCCAAGGUGCAGGAGAUCUAUGCCUCCUGGCCCCACUGCUGGGGCCGCCGGGAGCAGAGGCACAUCUGUGUGGUGUCCCACGGCGCCCAGGUGAGCGCACUAAGGCAGGAACUGAGGAAGAGGGACUUGGGCCAGGUGUCCGUGGGCAGCUUCGAGGUCCUGCCAGGGCGCGAGUUCCGGGUGGUGGUGCUGAGCACCGUGCACAGCCCGCACAGCCUGCGGAGCCCCGAGGCCCCUGCCCUGGGCUUCUUCACGGACGCCCGCGUGCUCAACACCGUCAUGACCCACGCCCAGUCCCAGCUGGUGGCUGUGGGUGACGCCGUGGCCCUCUGCUCCUUCGGGGCCUGCAGCAAGUUGUGGAAGAGCUUCAUCUGUGAGUGUGUGAAGCAUCGCAGCGUCUGCCCCGAGGGCCUGUCGCUGGGGCACAUCGAGCAGGCCGUGGUCCACAGGCGGCACUGGGCCCUCGGAGCAGAGCCAAUGCUGUCAGCUGUGGCGCAGGGCACUGUCCCCCAGGAGGGGGCAGCCGAGGGCCCAGCUGCAGCACGCAUAGCCGUGGAAAAGGUGGAGCCAGGGGCGGUGGCCAAAGGCGGUACCUUCCUGUCCGGGACCACGGCGGCGGGAGACACGGCCACACAGGCGGCAGAGGCUGGGGAUACAGCGUCGGGGUCUGCGGCCGGGGGGCGCCCAGCGGCGGGGGACACGGAGGUGGAGGACACGACAUCAGCAGAGAGCUCAGCAAGGGUCGACGUGGCCCCCGGGGAUGCGGGAGCAGGGCUGAUGGCCACGGAAGGCAGGGACCCCGAGGACCCUGAGGACUCCGAGUCCGACUUCUGGCCUGACAGCGAGCUCAACGCCGAUGACUCCAUCCUGCAGGAGCUCCUGGACGAAGGCCGGAACGUGACGGUGACCGUCCGGGAAGAUGGGCUUCUGGACACCGUGGCCAGGUCCGAGUCCCCGCACCAGGCCUGGGGGUACACGAACCUGCCGCGGGCCAAGCUGCAGAAACUUCUCCGCUCGCAGCCCGAGCUGUACCGCCACUGUGCCUUCGUGCAGGAGACCUUUGAGCGGGCGACGGCCGUCCCGCUGGACGGCGUGGACCCCGGCCCCAUCCAGGUCAGGGGCCGCUUGCGCUGUGGGAUGGCCUUCAGCGGGGACGAGGUGCUGGUGGAGGUCCUGGGCGGAGACAGAGGCGCCUCAGGGAGGCCGCAGGGCCGCGUGGUGGGCGUGCUGAAGAGGAAGCACCGGGAGCUGGUGUUCGUGUGCCGCAUGGACGAGUGGGACCCCCGCAUCAUGACCCCCAUCGACGGCUCCGUGACGAAGAUCUUCGUGGCCGAGUUGAAAGACCCCCUGCGGGUGCCCAUCCGCCGCGUCCUGCAGGGCCGCGUGCAGCGCGUGGGGCACGAGCGGCUCACCGCCGAGGCGCGGAGCAGCCGGCUCUUCCGCGUGCGCAUCGUCCUGUGGCGGCAGCGUUUCUACUACCCGCUGGGCAUCGUCCUGGAGGUGCUGCCUGAGGCCAGCACCUGGGAGCGGGGCCCCCGCGUCCUGGACCUGGAGCACGGCCCGGGGGAGCCCCCGCCGGAGCCGGCCUCCGCCUGCAGGGCCUCGAAGAAGCACCGGGCACCCGGCCGCCGGGAGGACUGCCGCGGCUUCCUGACCUUCACCGUGGACCCCCGGGGCGCCCGCUACCUGGACGACGCCCUCAGCGUCCGAGAUCUGGGCCCCAGGUACGAGGUGGCCGUGCACAUCGCCGACGUGGCCAGCUCUGUCCCCAGGGACGGGGCCCUGGACGUGGAGGCCCGCAGGCGGGGCACCACGUUCUACGCCCCCGACCGGGAGCCGGUGCCCAUGCUGCCCGACAGCCUCCGCCAGGAUGUGCUCAGCCUCCUGCCGGGCCAGGACCGCUUGGCCAUCUCCCUCUUCCUCACCGUUGAGAAGGGCAGCGACCAGCUCAAACGCCCGCGCUUCGCGCCCUCCGUGAUCCGCUCUGACCGCCGGCUGUCGUACGAGGAGGCCGAGCGCGCGAUCGAGAGGCACCCGGGUGCGGGCCGGGAGCUGCCGGCCCAGCUGGACUCCGUGGACGCCUGCGUCGCGGCCGCGUGCCACUUGUCCCGGGUGCUGCGCCGGCGCCGCCUGCAGGCGGACUCCCACUACGAGCAGCCGACCGAGGACUGCGCGCUGGGCUUCCGUGCGGCCCGCGUCGUGGUCAAAGAGUACAUGAUCCAGUUCAACAGCCUGGUGGCCGAGCUCCUGGUGAGCAGCGAGCGCACGCGGACGGUCACGCCGCUGCGCUGGCAGCCCGCGCACGACGGCGACCGCCUGGCGGACCUCGUCACCACGGACGCCGUGCACCCGCCUCUGGCGCCCGUGGGCCCCGACCUCCGCAAGGCCGGCCGCUCCGUGUUCGGCCGCUCCCGCGAGGGCGGCCGGCCAGUGGCCGGCCACUACGCGCUGCAGGUGGACCGCUACACGUGGGCCGCCUCCCCCAUCCGCAGGAACCUGGACGGGCUGCUGCAGCGGCUGACCCUGCGGGCGCUGGGCCACGGCGGCUCCGCCUACUCCGCCCGGGGCACCGGCGGGCCGUGCCGCGACUUCAGCUACCGGCGCGGGCGCGCCCAGAGCUGCCAGCGCCGGGCCCGGAGCCUGCACCUGGCGGUACAGCUCGAGACCCAGUCGCGCAGCGAGCUGGGCUUCGUGGUGGACGUGGAGGCGGGCGCCCGCUGCUUCAGGCUGCUCUUCCCAGCCGACCGCCAGACCCUGCCCGACCCCUGCCCUAUCUUCUACCGCGCCCUGCAGCUGGCCGAGCACCCCUGCUGCCUGGCGAGGCGGCCGGGCCUGUGGCUUUCGUGGCGGCGCCACGUCUACUCGGUGCAGGAGGGCGGGCCGUGCUGCCCGCCGCCCGGCACCCUGCUGGACCCGCACGCCUGGCCUGUGGACGCCGACCCGUGGCAACAGCUGCCGCGGCUGGUGGAGGAGCAGCGGUGGCCCGAGGCGGCCGCCCUGGUGCAGGAGCGAGGUGCGGCGGAGCCCCCGCGGCGGGAGCUGGGGCGGGUGCGGCGCAGCCACUGUGGCCACUUUGUGGAGGUGGCCCGGGAGCUGGGCGCGGGGGACACGCUGCAGGUGCAGCUCAGCGCCAGCCUGCAGCACGGGUUCCUGGCACCGACCCUGCAGCUGUGGACCGUGGCCCCCGGCCUCACCCUCUGCCUGGAGCACGUGGAGAGGCCAGGCGACUGCUUCUCGGGGGAGGGGGGGGGGCGGGACCGGUGUUCGGACGUGGGCGAGCACUGCCGCGUGUGGGGGCCCUUCUGCCCCCUGGAGGCGGCCACCAGCGCCGUCUCGGAGAAUGACUCGGUCACGCUGCAGCACGUGCGUGUCUCUUGGGAGCGCACGUCGCAGGGGCGGCUGCGGGGCGCCUUCUGCCUGGAAACCUCCUUCCUCAGCGAGCACUGUAUCGACCUCAGCUCCAGGCACUGCUACCUGUGCGUCCGGCUCGAGGGGCUGCCGGCUGGGCCCGGUGCCGGACCCGGCCAGCCUCCCCCGGCCGCCCCGUCGUCCUCCGGGCCCAGCAGCCUUGGGCCCUUCCUGAGCAUCGACCCCGACACGUACACGUGGGUGGCCCACAGGCUGACAGAAGACUGGGACCUGAGAGAGAGCCAGGCGGACCGGCAGGAGAUCCCCAAGCGGGUGCACUUCUCCAUCCAGCACAUGGCCAUGGAGAAGGUUCCAGAAGAGGUGCUGAGGCCCGGCACCCCAUUCACCGUCGAGGUGCUGCCCAAGCAGCUUCCUGACAUCCGCAGGGAAGAAGCCGUGUGUGGGCUGAAGGACGCGUCCCCGCUGGUCAUCAGCGUUGCCCUGGGCCAGCCCAUCCCUCCGCACUGCCAGCAGACCCUGUGCCGGGGGACCUACGGCAGGCUCCUGGAGAAACAGACGUUCGACCUCCCCGGAGGCCGCCACACGCUGAACCCCAGCCAGAAUGGGGCCAUCAGGGAGGCUCUGAAGAAGCAGUUCACUGUGGUCCAGGGCCCUCCAGGCGCAGGGAAGACGGCGGUGGGCUUCCACGUUGUGUUCCGGUUUCACAAAUCAAGCGAGGAGCAGGUGGGGGCCUGUGCCCCCCCCCCCAGUGAGGAGAAGCAGCCGGGGGGCCCCUGCAUCUUGUACUGCGGCCCCUCUAACAAGUCGGUGGACGUCCUGGCAGGACUGCUCCUGAGCAGGAGAACGGAGCUGAGGCCCCUUCGAGUGUACAGUGAGCAGGCGGAGGCUGCGGACUUCCCGAUGCCGGGUGUGGGCGGCAGGCGUCUGCCCAAGAAGAGCCCCCGGGAGGGCAGUCCCAACCCGAUGCUCAGGAGCAUCACCCUGCACCACAGGAUCCGGCAGGCUUCCAACCCCUAUGCACCAGACAUCAGGGCGCUUGACGCCCGGCUGCAGAAAGGGGAGAUCUUUUCCAAGGAGGAUCUCAGCUGGUACAGGAAUGUCCUGGGGAAGGCACGGAAGUUCGAGCUGGACCGGCACACAGUCAUCCCGUGCACGUGCUCAUGCGCGGCCCUGGCCGGCCUCAAGAAGCUCGACGUCCGGCAGAUCCUUAUCGAUGAGGCCGGCAUGGCCACAGAGCCUGAGACCCUCAUCCCGCUGGUGAAGUUCUCGAAGGCUGAGAAGGUGGUUCUUCUCGGGGACCACAAGCAGCUGCGGCCUGUGGUCAAGAAUGAGCAGCUGCAAAAUCUGGGGCUGAACCGGUCUCUCUUCGAGAGGUAUCACACGGAGGCCUACAUGUUGGACAUACAGUACCGCAUGCACGAGGGCAUCUGUACCUUCCCGUCCAUGGAGUUCUACAAUGGGAAGCUGAAGACCUGGCAGGGCCUGAGGCGGCCACCCAGCAUCCUAGGCCACAUUGACAAGGAGAGCUGCCCUGUCAUUUUUGGCCACGUGCAAGGCCAUGAACAGAGCCUACUGGUGUCCACAGACGAAGGGAAUGAAAACUCCAAGGCCAACCUGGAGGAGGUAACAGAGGUGGUCCGCAUUGCCAAACAGAUGACCCUGGGCAGGACAGUGGACCCCAAGGACAUCGCAGUUCUCACUCCCUACAACGCUCAGGCUGCGGAGAUCAGCAAGAGCCUCCUGCGGGAGGGUGUCGCCGGAGUGACUGUGUGCUCCAUCUCCAAGAGCCAGGGAAGCGAGUGGCGCUACGUGCUGGUGAGCACGGUCCGCACGUGCCAGGAAGGUGACCUGGACCAGCGGCCGACUAAGAGCUGGCUUAAGAAGUUCCUGGGCUUUGUUGUGGACCCCAACCAAGUGAACGUGGCCAUCCCCCGGGCCCAAGAGGGGCUCUGCCUCAUCGGAGACCACCGCCUCCUGCGUUGUUGCCCUCUCUGGCGUAGAUUCCUGGACUUCUGCGAGGCCCAGCGGAGCCUUGUGCCCGCCAACCAGGUGCGAGUUCGGGAGAGGCCAGCCGUGUCUCCCUGAAGAGCCCUCUCCACCUGCCCACCGCUCUCAAGCUGCCAGGACUUGGAGGAAAAGACCGUGCCCUCUUCUGAGGGCUCCCUAGUCAGGCACCACUCAGGAGCAUCCCAUGUGCCUUCGGUGGGCACUGUGGCCACCCCGCCUAUCGGACUGGGUUUCUGAGGCCAACUUCUGAGCAAUAAUCUCCUUCUGGUGUCUUGGCCUCUCCCCAGGGCAGAGAGCAGGCCAGGCCCCACCAUACCGAUGUGCUGUGCGCCUGCACUGGGGAGGAAGAAUCCCUCUCUCCCUGCUGAGCCUUGCAUCUGGAAAUCUGGUGACAGGGGACAUCUCAGGGGUCAGGGGCUCGGGGAGGUCCUCUGGACCUUCUGGUGUUACUAGGAAGGCUUGGGGUCAGAAGGAAAUCCUGCUGGGGCUACUUUUUGGUCUUUGAACACCAUCCCUGAGACACUGGGCGCUGGCUGUGGAGCUCAGCUUUUCCUUUUUUCCCUUUCUCACUUCUUUCUUUUCUUUCUUCCUUCCUUUCCUCUCUUUCUUUCCUUUCUUUCUUCUUUCUUUCCCUUU
Messenger RNA from Neofelis nebulosa (Clouded leopard), 7920 nucleotides. It is a transcript of the gene HELZ2, whose product is annotated as helicase with zinc finger 2. Lineage: Eukaryota; Metazoa; Chordata; Mammalia; Carnivora; Felidae. The record is from RefSeq and is a predicted model, not a curated record. Gene Ontology annotation, molecular function: RNA nuclease activity; RNA binding; 5'-3' DNA helicase activity.